UGAAAUGUUAUAUAUAUGUAUAUAUAUAUAUAGCAUAAUGAUGUCUUGAGUUUGCUGUAUUUCCAGUUCUUCUUCUUCUUCAACCAUGGCGGAUCAAUUCCCACUCUUAGAAGAACAAAAAAACAUAAUUCAAAAGGAUUUUUCAUCUUCUUCUUUACAAGAAUUGGUGUCUGGGUCUUGCUUUUAUGGCGAUCCAAGUCUCUGGGAAUCCAUGGCUCGAGCUUCAAGGUCUGAAAAUGGCGGUUCCAAAGGCAAUGAUCAAUCGAAGUCUCCAUCUUCUUCUUCUUCUUCUUCUUCUUCUUCGCCUUCUUCGUCGUUUAGAAUGUUUUCGAGGGGGAAAACAGAGAUUUCUGGUGGGAAUUUGAUCGAAAGUAAUGUUCAGGCAGAUGGAGAAAGGUUCAUUCCUUUGAAUUUCUUGGAGAGUUUUCCCAAACAAGAAUCUGAGUCUUUUUCUUCUUCUCCUCUGUUUCAGUCUAGAACAGAUUCAACAAAUUUGACUCUGUUUCUUCAAGAACCCCCCAUUGUUGAUCCAUACCCAUUUCAAAUUCAAGCUCAAAAUGGGUUCCAAUGGCUGAAAAGCAACCAAAUUCAGAAUCAGGCCGACGCCAUUGCUGCCACUGCGUCGAGAAAUUACAGUGAUUUCUGGCUGGGGGCGACGAAAACUCAGCCGAUGAAACAGAUUGGAAGAAAACAGGGGAAUCACAAAACAGAGACAUCGGCGACGGCAACGGCGGUCGGAAAGUUGUUCAGAGGUGUCCGGCAGCGGCACUGGGGGAAAUGGGUGGCGGAGAUUCGGCUACCGAGGAACCGGACGAGGGUUUGGCUUGGGACCUUCGAUACAGCGGUGGAAGCCGCCGUCGCGUACGACACUGCCGCCUAUAUACUGAGAGGGGAAUUCGCACAUUUGAAUUUUCCCGAUCAGAAGCACCGCCUGAAAUCCAACUCUCUUAACCGUACCACGGCGGCGCUGCUGGAGGCGAAGUUGCAGGCGAUCACGCAGGGGAACUCCGGUAGAAAAAAAACGACCACAGCAACCACUGCCACCAAAUCCGCCAUUGACCCUUCUUCUAUUUCAGAGAAAAGACUGUUGCAGGGAGAUUCAAAAGUGCUAAAUUUGAACCAGAAUCCGGUGAGUUUUUCACCGGAAAACAUGUCGGGCAGUGGCGGCAACGGUGGCGGAUCUGAAACAGAGGAGUUGAAGAGAAAUCAAUAUGGAAUCUUGGAAAUUGAACAACAUGUUCAGCUCAGCAGAAUGCCAUCUUUGGACAUGGACAUGAUUUGGGAUGCUCUGUUAGUUUCUGAUUCAUAAAUUUCUUUCUUUCUUUUGGUUCUCGUUAUUUCUUUUUAUUUGGAGGGGCUUCUUUAUUUUAUUUUAUUUAUUUUUUUUUUUUUUGAAACCCCAUUUUGUUUUUCCAUAUCUAUCUGUAAAUUUAUUGAAUUUGGUUUCAGUGUUUUCUUCUCUUUUUUGUGAAGCACAUUGGUUGAUCUUUCAAAUCUUUGUAUUCAAAUGUAAAGAACAG
Molecule: messenger RNA, 1520 nt
Organism: Cucurbita maxima (winter squash)
Lineage: Eukaryota; Viridiplantae; Streptophyta; Magnoliopsida; Cucurbitales; Cucurbitaceae
Product: ethylene-responsive transcription factor ERF062-like
Exons: 1
Coding region: 86-1309 (407 amino acids)
Biological process (GO): regulation of DNA-templated transcription
Molecular function (GO): DNA-binding transcription factor activity; DNA binding
Source: RefSeq, a predicted model, not a curated record